This is a messenger RNA of Trichoplax adhaerens, 699 nucleotides long. RefSeq lists its product as uncharacterized. NCBI's taxonomy places the organism in Eukaryota, Metazoa, Placozoa, Uniplacotomia, Trichoplacea, Trichoplacidae. Gene Ontology annotation, cellular component: mitochondrion. Bases 1 to 699 code for a protein of 232 amino acids. Gene Ontology annotation, molecular function: NAD(P)HX epimerase activity. The record is from RefSeq and is a predicted model, not a curated record. The transcript is spliced from 4 exons.
AUGAAACUACUAACACAAGAAGAAGCACAAAAUGUCGAUAUAGAGCUAUUUAAUGACUACAAAUUCAGCGUGGAUCAGUUGAUGGAAGUGGCUGGACUUAGUGUAGCUGUUGCUGUUGGUAAAACUUACAAAGCCGGAAAUGUUCUAGUCUGCUGUGGACCAGGCAACAACGGAGGUGAUGGCUUAGUAGCUGCAAGACAUCUCUUAUUAUUUGGUUUUCGACCAACAAUAUACUAUCCAAAACGACCCAAUAAAACAUUAUUCAACAACCUUGUUACACAAUGUCAAAAAAUGGAAAUUGAAUUCCUUGAUGGAACCCAAUUAUCUGCGGUGACUGACUUAGAAGCAAAGUAUGAUUUAAUUGUCGAUGCAUUAUUUGGAUUUAGUUUUAAAGGUAGUCCAAGACCUCCUUUCGAUGAUGUGUUAAGUAAAUUAAAGGAAUCGCGAUUACCUAUCUGUUCUGUUGAUGUACCUUCAGUAGGAUGGGAUGUAGAACGUGGAGACCCAAAUGGUAUUCAGCCUGAUAUGUUGAUUUCCUUGACAGCACCUAAGUUAUGUGCUAGAUAUUUCAAUGGUCGAGUUCAUUACCUUGGAGGACGCUUUGUUCCAAACACUUUACAAAACAAAUACCAAAUGGAUCUUCCGCCAUAUCCAGGAACGGAUUGUGUAAUGGAUAUUACCAAACUGUCAAAAAUAUAA